Molecule: messenger RNA, 564 nt
Organism: Microsporum canis CBS 113480
Lineage: Eukaryota; Fungi; Ascomycota; Eurotiomycetes; Onygenales; Arthrodermataceae
Exons: 2
Coding region: 1-564 (187 amino acids)
Cellular component (GO): membrane
Source: RefSeq, a predicted model, not a curated record
AUGUUCGUUGCCGGACUCCUUCUCAAGGGCAUCAAGAGCCGCUACUCUACCGGUUCGAUCUUCGGCACGCUGGUCGAAUGCAGUAUUCGAUUUCUCCAGUUCGUCUUUGGUAUUGCUGUCAUCGGCCUGUAUGCGCAAGACGUCGACCGGGCCAGAAGACACGGUGACACCCAGGACUCUCGAUGGAUCUAUGCAACGGUCGUUGGCACCCUAUCCGCCAUCUCGGGGCUGGUCUACAUCCUCAUGCCCUGCGCUGUUCAAAGACCCUUAUCCCAAGCAACUUUCAUCCACCUGCCUUGCUUCGUCUACGAUAGCGUACUUGCCAUCCUCUGGCUGACCCAGUUCGGCAUCUUUGCAAAGCUAUACAUCACUGUUGACGAUGAGAAGGACACCAGUCUCAAGCGUAUGAAGCACUCUGCCUACGUGGACUUGAUCAACCUCUGCUUCUGGAUGAUCACAUGUGCCUGGUGCGGUAUCCGCUGGUGGAGAGGGAACAAGGCUGGGGCCGGUGGUGCUCCUAGGGAUGAGAAGGCCUUUGAUGAGGAGCAUGUUGAGCAUGUCUAG